This is a messenger RNA of Vespa mandarinia (Asian giant hornet), 4891 nucleotides long. Its product is annotated as UDP-glucosyltransferase 2-like. Lineage: Eukaryota; Metazoa; Arthropoda; Insecta; Hymenoptera; Vespidae. The record is from RefSeq and is a predicted model, not a curated record. Gene Ontology annotation, molecular function: UDP-glycosyltransferase activity.
AAUUGAAGAAAAAAAGAUUCAAAAGAAAAUGAAGGUUUUACAAUAUAUUAUUUUGUGGAUGAGUUUGUGUCUUAUGUUAUCCCAAGGUUAUAGAAUCCUCGGAAUAUUUCCACAUAAACUGACAAGUCAUUUUAUUAUGUUCGAAAGUUUAAUGAAAGGUCUCGCUAAGAAGGGUCAUCAGGUCGAUGUCAUUAGUCCGUUCCCACAGAAAAAAUCAUUCGUCAAUUAUACAGAUUUAACUGUGUUAUCAAAAGGAAUCGAAUAUGUCAAUAAUGUUUCGUACGACACCGCAAAUAAACUGCCAAUGUUAAAUGCGAUUUCAACCAUAGGUGGUUAUCAGCUUUGUGAAUACUUGGGACAUCCAAAAAUCCAAAAACUAAUCCACAAUCCUCCGAAGGAUCCACCUUAUGACGUAGUUCUGAUAGAGGUUCUUGCUGCUCACUGUUUUGCUAUAUUCGGACACCUUUUCAAUGUACCAGUGAUCGGUGUCAGUACUGCAAAUUAUUUAUGGCUUAGUUCUUUAUUAGAAAAUCCCCAAAAUUUGGCCAUCUUUCCCAAUAAUUUAUUGCACUUGAACAGUCCAAUGAACUUUUGGCAACGAACGUACAACUUUCUAUACACUGUCUUCAGUAAAAUAUACAUUAAUUAUUUUACCAAAUAUCAAGAUGAACAAAUAAGAAAGUACAUCGGUCCGAAUUUACCGAGUGUGCGACAAUUGGAAAAGAAUAUUUCCAUAAUUUUAAUGAACUCAUAUUUUACUUUGGACGGAAUUAGACCUUUAACGCAGGCCUACAUAGAAGUCGGUGGAUUACAUGUUCAAGAUGACGGUUCGAAAUUAUCACCGGAGUUACAGAAAUGGUGUGACGAGAGUAAAUAUGGUUUUGUCUAUUUUUCGUUUGGUUCGAUGGUCAAGAUCGAAUCAUUUCCAAGAAAGAUUCUCGAUAUACUCUAUAAAUCUUUCGAAAGGAUAUCGCCAGUAAAUAUUCUAAUGAAGAUUCCAAAUCCCAAAGAGUUACCACCUGGUUUACCAAAGAACGUUUACACUUCACCAUGGAUACCACAAUUGAAAGUUUUACAACAUCCAAACGUGAAGGCAUUUAUUACUCAUGGUGGUCUUAUGGGAACACAGGAGGCCAUUUCAUGCGGCGUUCCAAUGAUUGGAAUACCUAUCUUCUGCGACCAAUUUGCAAAUGUCGCCAAUUACGUGGAAAAGAAUAUUGCAAUAAAACUAGACCACAAUAAUUUGUCGCAAGAUGAAAUGGACGCUGCAUUGAACGCAAUCUUAAAUAAUUCCACAUACAGGGAGGCUGCACGUAAAAUUGCACAAAAAUUUGUGGAUAGGCCAUUGAAGGCAAUCGACACCGCUAAUUAUUGGAUUGAAUAUAUCGUGAAAUACGGAUGGGACGCACUCCGUUCACCGGCCAUGGACUUGAAUUGGUGGGAAAACGAUCUUUUAGACGUAUAUACAUUCUUAUUGUUGAUUAUAGUUAUCCUCAUUUACAUAACAAUUCGAUUAAUUCAAAUAUUUCUGAGCACAAUUUUAUCUAACUCAAACAUCAACGUUUCACGCAUGAAGAAGAUGAAAAAAAGAAAAUUAACUGUAAAUGGGAAAAGAAUUCAAACUAAACGUUAUCUUGGAAGGUUAUCACCUUUGACCGAAUAUUCAUGGUACAAAAAAAUGAAAUCCUUACUGUGCAUUAUUUUUUGGAUUUACAUAUGUUUAACGUUAUCCCACGGAUAUAGAAUUCUCGGAAUUUUUUCAUAUCAUGGAAAAAGUCAUUUUAUCAUGUUCGAAAGUUUGAUGAAAGGUCUCGUUAAAAAAGGUCAUCAAGUCGAUGUGAUUAGUACGUACCCAUUGAAAAAACCAUUCGUUAAUUAUACCGAUUUGGUUGUAAUACCAUCGGAAAUAAGUAUUGUCAAUAACAUGUCAUACAAUAUCGCAAGAAAAUUCUCCAUGAUUGACAUUACUUCGAACGUAUGUGGUAAUAAUCUUUGUGAACAUUUGGCAAAUCCAAAAAUUCAGGAACUAAUUCACAAUCCUCCGAAGAAUCCACCCUAUGACGUCGUUCUGAUAGAGGUUCUUGCUGCCCAUUGUUUUGCCAUAUUCGGACAUCUUUUGAACGUACCAGUGAUCGGUGUCAGUUCUUCCAUUCUCUAUCCAUGGCAAAAUCAAUAUAUUGGAAAUCCCGAAAAUUUCGCCAUCCAUCCUAAUACUUUAUUGCAUUUUAACAAUCCAAUGAAUUUUUGGCAACGAACGUACAACUUUCUAUACACUUUCUUCAACAAAAUAUACUUCGAUCAUUUGACCAAAUAUCAAGACGAACAAAUAAGAAAGUACGUCGGUCCAAAUUUACCGAGUGUGCGACAAUUGGAAAAGAAUAUCUCAAUGAUUCUAGUCAACUCAUAUUUUACUGUGGACCGAAUCAGACCAUUAACGCAGGCCUUCGUCGAAGUCGGUGGAUUGCACGUUCAAGAUGAUGACUCGAAAUUAUCACCUGAGUUACAGAAAUGGUGUGACGAGAGUAAAUAUGGUUUUGUCUACUUCUCGUUCGGUUCUCUGAUCAAGAUCGAAUCAUUUCCAAGAAAGAUUCUCGAUAUAUUCUAUAAAUCUUUCGAAAGGAUAUCGCCAAUAAAUAUUCUAAUGAAGAUUCCAAAUCCCAAAGAGUUACCACCUGGUUUGCCAAAGAACGUUCACAUUUUGCCGUGGAUACCGCAAUUGAAAGUUCUACAACAUCCAAACGUGAAGGCAUUUAUUACUCAUGGUGGUCUUAUGGGAACACAGGAGGCCAUUUCAUGCGGCGUUCCAAUGAUUGGAAUACCUAUCUUCUGCGACCAAUUUGCAAAUGUCGCCAAUUACGUGGAAAAGAAUAUUGCAAUAAAACUAGACCACGAUAAUUUGUCGCAAGAUGAAAUGGACGCUGCAUUGAACGCAAUCUUAAAUAAUUCCACAUACAGGGAGGCUGCACGUAAAAUUGCACAAAAAUUUGUGGAUAGGCCAUUGAAGGCAAUCGACACCGCUAAUUAUUGGAUUGAAUAUAUCGUGAAAUACGGAUGGGACGCACUCCGUUCACCGGCCAUGGACUUGAAUUGGUGGGAAAACAAUCUUUUAGACGUAUAUAUAUUCUUAUUGUUGAUUAUAGUUAUCAUCAUUUACAUAACAAUUCAAUUAAUACUAAUGCUUCUUAACAUGAUAAUAUCAAAGACAAAUAACAAUUUUGCACUCGUGAAAAAGAUGUCAUAUGAACGUUGUUAUUUCUCUGACGAUCACGAUAGUAGAAAUUUAACUUGGAUAUUGCGUAUGCGACUCAUCGUUCUAACAUUUUUUCUGGCUUUUAUAGCCUCCCAAUGUUCCACCGAUGGAUAUAAAAUUUUAGGUGUGUUCCCGAUUAAUGGAAAAAGUCAUUGGAUCAUGAUGGAGGCGAUGAUGAAAGGACUCGCUGAACGUGGUCAUCAAGUUGACGUAAUUACGCAUUUUAAAUCACGAUAUAACAAUCCCAAUUAUAGGGAGAUCAUUUUGGAAAAUACUAUGGGAACAGCUGUUAACAAUUUGACCGCAAAAGAAGUCGUACAUUUUGGCCAUAUGAAUAUAGAACGUCUUACAUAUAUAGCAGGUUUCAAAUUAUGCGAGUUACUGGAGCAACCACAAUUACAAGAAAUAAUAAAAAAUCCAGCAAAAAAUCCACCUUAUGAUCUCGUAAUCACAGAGCUAUUUGUCGCUCAUUGUUAUCUUGCGUUUGGUCGUCAUUUAAAUUUACCGGUAGUUGGUAUGAUGUCUUCUCCAUUUCACGAUUGGACGAGUCAUUUCAUUGGCGUACCAACUGAAACGGCUUACGUACCAAAUAUUUUCUCGGGUUAUUCCCAACAAAUGACAUUCUGGGAAAGAUUAAUAAACACAAUAACAAUUUAUUAUUUACAAAUUCAAAUUAAUUAUUAUACCAGUAAACAAACUGAAUUAAUUAAGAAACAUUUUGGUAUGGAGACGACUAUAAAAGAUCUCUUCAAUGAACUAUCAUUGGUAUUAGUUAAUUCUCAUCAUACUGUACACGGUAUCAGAUCAUUUCCGCAAUCUAUAAUCGAAGUCGGUGGAUUGCAUCUUAGCAAUGACAUAGACCCAUUAUCACCGGAAGUACAAAAAUGGUUGGACGAAAGCAAACACGGAUGUAUUUAUUUCACGUUUGGCUCUAUGGUCAGAAUCGAAACGUUUCCGAAAGAAUUGAUGGAGAUAUUUUACAAAGCAUUUGAAAAAAUAGCGCCCGUCCGUGUACUGAUGAAGGUGGCAAAGAAGGAAGAAUUAUUACCUGGCUUACCGAAAAAUGUUAUGACUCAAAGCUGGUUUUCUCAGAUACCAAUAUUAAAGCACAAAAAUACACGUGCAUUCAUUACCCAUGGUGGUCUUAUGGGUACGACGGAAUCGAUAUACUGUGGAGUUCCAAUGAUAGGUAUACCACUUUUCGGCGAUCAGAAAAUAAAUAUACAAAAUUAUGUGAAGAGGAAGAUAGCCAUUUCCCUUGGUUCGUUUCAAGAGGUUACCGAAGAAAAAUUGACAAAUGCCUUGGAAACCAUUCUAAAUGAUCCUUCUUACAUGAAAAACGUGAAGGAACUUUCUAAGAUGUUUACCGAUAGGCCACAAUCAGCGAUGGAUACGGCAAUAUAUUGGAUUGAAUAUGUUAUCAAACACGGUAAAAUCUUACAAUCGCCGGCCAUUCAUUUACCUUGGUGGCAAAAAAAUUUAUUUGACGUCUACGGAGUGAUACUACUUGCUAUCAUUAUAACACUCUAUAUUAUCAUAGUUCUUUUACGUGGAUUGAAAUAUUUUUAUCGUCUUAUCUUUCAAGCAUCUGAUAAUAGAAAAACACCGUCUAAAUCAAAGAAAAACAAUUGACGAAAUUAU